GCCUCUCUGGCCUCCUUGCUCCCUCUGUCCCCCGUGCCUCUGCUUGGCCCUUUUGCCUCCUCUCCCCAUCUCGCCUCCUCCUUGGGGUUGUUCUUUUUCUUCCGUUCUUUUUUUGGUCCUCCAUCCGCACUCUCACCAUGCACGGCGUCCGCCGGGAACGCCUUACCGCGGCUGCGGCUAAAAUUAAGCGCGAGGCCACCGAGAAGAAGAUCGCCAACUACCAGGAAGUGGCGGUGGCCUUCUUCGAUUUGCGCAAGGCCCAGUGCGCGACGGUCGAGCCGGAAACCUCGCUGCGCGUGACCUAUGAUCUGCUAGACCUCAACCCCGAGCUCAAUACCGCCUGGAAUUACCGCCGGGAUGCCUUUUGCCGGCUGUUUGACAUCCCGCUUGCUGGCACCAAGGAGGUCACCUACCCGGAGCUGGCCCCGGCCACGAGCAUGGACGCCCGGAAGGAGCUCAUCGAACAGGAGCUCCGUGGCAUCGUUGGCCGUAUCCGGGCCUUCCCCAAGUCCUACUGGGUCUGGCACCACCGCGUGUGGGUCAUUUGCUGUCUGGUCCUCGGCAUCCCGGCGCAGGGGGCCACAUCCGAGCGCCUGGGCGGCGUGCUGGCCCCGAUGACGGUCGAUGCCACCAAUGUAACCCCCUCGCCAGCGGGCUACACUCCCGAGGAGCAGCUGGCCCUCUUGCAGAAGGAGCAGCACCUCUGCAAGGAGAUGCUCCGCCUGGAUGACCGGAAUUUCCACUGCUGGGACUAUCGGCGGUUUGUUGUCUCGCAGCUGGCCCGGCUGACGCAGGCCGACCGGGCGACCGGCCUGGCUGAGGUAUACCAGGCGGAGUUCGACUUCACUCGGAGCAAGCUCGCCGACAACUUUUCCAACUACUCGGCUUUCCACCUGCGUACCCGCUUGCUCCCGGCGCUGGGGAUGCAGCUGGAUGCUGAGUUCGAACUGGUCAACAAUGCCAACUUCACCGAGCCCAAUGACCAGAGCCCGUGGUUCUACCUCCGCUGGCUCCUGUCGCAGGUCCAGGCGGACCCCAACGCCAAGACCAUCCUCCGUGAGCAGUUGGACAACUUGGAGCAGCUGAUCGAGCUGGAGCCCGAGUGCAAGUGGCCGGUGCUCUUCUUUGCCCUCGUUGCCCAGAAGCUGGUGCUCUUCUCCUCGGAAACCGAUGCCGCGGCCCUCACCCAGGCGGCUAAUCUCCGGCUGACGGAACUCGAGCAGAUGGACAGUCUGCGGGCCGGCUACUACCAUGACCUGCAGUCCACCUGAAGGGGGUGGACAUCAAGCAGCUUUCUCGCCCCAUGUGUGGGGAGUAGGAGGCUGGUUUAGAUCGACACGUCUGUCCCCCCCCCCCCUCCUCCCUUCGGGUGCACGCGAGAGCGCUUGCUUGUCGGUGUGUGUGUGUGUGUGUG
Fonticula alba is the source of this 1414-nucleotide messenger RNA. RefSeq lists its product as hypothetical. Gene Ontology annotation, biological process: protein geranylgeranylation. Lineage: Eukaryota; Rotosphaerida; Fonticulaceae. Gene Ontology annotation, molecular function: Rab geranylgeranyltransferase activity. The coding region runs from base 138 to 1271 and encodes 377 amino acids. The record is from RefSeq and is a predicted model, not a curated record. The transcript is spliced from 5 exons. Gene Ontology annotation, cellular component: cytoplasm; Rab-protein geranylgeranyltransferase complex.